Messenger RNA from Acipenser ruthenus (sterlet), 1997 nucleotides. Its product is annotated as lysine-specific demethylase 6B-like. Gene Ontology annotation, biological process: regulation of gene expression; heart development. Gene Ontology annotation, molecular function: RNA polymerase II cis-regulatory region sequence-specific DNA binding; histone H3K27me2/H3K27me3 demethylase activity; chromatin DNA binding. The record is from RefSeq and is a predicted model, not a curated record. The annotation marks the transcript as partial. Gene Ontology annotation, cellular component: MLL3/4 complex. The transcript has 11 exons. NCBI's taxonomy places the organism in Eukaryota, Metazoa, Chordata, Actinopteri, Acipenseriformes, Acipenseridae.
GCCACCAGGAGAACAACAACUUCUCCUCUGUGAACAUCAACAUUGGCCCAGGGGUCUGCGAGUGGUUUGCUGUUCAUGAGAGCUACUGGGAAGCGAUCAGCGAUUUCUCAGGCCAGGCUCAAACGGCCCAACGUCUCACCAGCAAACAUUACCUGCGUGCCUUACAACUCUCACCAGCACCACCACCCUCAUCACAACCAGCAAACUCUGCUGCCUCCCCCACUGACACCAGCCCGCGGCGAGUGCGGGAGUCGGCACAGAGCCCAAGAGGAAGGCGGCAGGUGGGGGAGUGGCCUCUUCCAGGGAGGGUGUGGGCGGCAGCGGGGGGGGCCCUGGGCCCCGCGGACUUCCUGAAGCUCAAGGGCCUCUCGGAUGGGCCCCCCAAGGAGCUGAAGAUCCGCCUGAUCAAAGUGGAGAGCGGGAGCGGUUCAUCGCCUCCGAGACACGGCCAGCGAGGUCAUCCAAGCCUGCAACUGGAGAGAAAGCGGGACAGGUUCUCUCCGGUGCUCCUGCAGUUCUGCACGGACCCCCAAAACCCCAUCACUGUCAUUAGAGGGCUGGCUGGAACCCUGCGCCUCAACCUAGGCCUCUUCGGGGAUCACUCGGUGGAGGUGCGGACGCAAGUCCAGCAGCCUUCCGAUGAGCCGACUGGAGACAGGCAGACCUGGCCGUGCGAGAGCAGCCGUUCUCACACCACCAUCGCCAAGUAUGCCCAGUACCAAGCCUCCUCCUUCCAGGAGAGCCAGCAGGAGGAGAAGGGAAGUGGUGAAGAGGAGGAUGAAGAGGAGCCCCCUGUCGCCCCGGAGCCCCCCAGCAAUGAUGCUACGGAUCAGAAACCCGUGGGGAAGAUUAUCAAAUUCGGGACAAACAUUGACCUGUCAGAUGCCAAGCGGUGGAAGUCCCAGCUGCAGGAGCUGUUCAAGCUGCCCUCUUUCAUGCGCGUCUCGUCGAGUGGCAUGAACACGGUGCAACUCUACAUGAAGGUCCCGGGCAGCUGCACCCCAGGCCACCAGGAGAACAAUAACUUCUCCUCUGUGAACAUCAACAUUGGCCCAGGGGUCUGCGAGUGGUUUGCUGUUCACGAGAGCUUCUGGGAAGUGAUCAGCGAUUUCUGUGAGAGUCACGGAGUGGACUACCUGACGGGGUUCUGGUGGACGGUGCUGGAGGGUCUGUACAGGGCAAACAUCCCAGUGUACCGGUUCAUCCAGCGAACGGGGGACCUGGUGUGGAUCAGCGCCGGCACGGUGCACUGGGUGCAGGCUGUGGGCUGGUGCAACAACAUCGCCUGGAACAUGGGGCCCCUCACCCAUAGGGGUCCGUGCAGAACUGCAGGAGCACCAUGGAGAACUUGUCCCGCUUUCUCUGGAGCUGGAUCAACAAACACAGAGAUGAAGAUCAAGCUCAGCAUUUCAGCUGUAGGUGUCACCCCCACUGCAGCCACUAGGGGGCAACGUGAGCUUAAAAACAAAAGUUUUGCAUUAUCAACCUAUAGAAUUAACACAUUUUGCUUCAUAAAGCUGAAUGAAACCUGCUGAAUAAUGUUACGUUAACAUAUUGAAUUACACACCGCUUUGUAGUUUCCCCCGAUAUACUUAACGAAAAACUGACAAAAAUUGAGACAGAGACUGGCUCAGUGACCACAACCUGGCCAUCGAAAAAGGCAGUCACAGGCAAACCUGGCUGGCCAGGGAGAACAGGCUUUGUGAUCACUGUGAGACAGGAGAGGUCAAGACAGAGAUUUACUUCCUAACACACUGUGAAAAAUAUAAAAACAUAAGGGCCAUUUUCUCCCCCAAAUUCGGCGAUACCCAGAAGCUGUCAAUCUUGCUGGUGGAAGACAAACACACAGCCAAAUACUGGCUGGUCAAUAUGUGGCGACCUGUCAUAGCCUGAGGGACAAACCGUGGACAUGUCACACUAGACAGGGAAAAGAAAGAAGGAUGGAGGGAGAGAUUCUGUUUAAUAUACAGGGAGUGAGGGAGGGGGGGAAAGGGGGG